AUGACUCAAAUAAGAGAUUAUACAUCCCAACAAAAACGUCUUCUUGAACAAGUUUAUGAAAAUCAACGAAAAUAUCUCGGGAACAUGCGUGACCAAUUUGUUGAAACAAUUUUAAUCUAUGAACGGAAACGAGAUACUGAAGAAAUUAAUCGACUUCUCGAAAAAUGUAAAACUUUAGAAGUGGAAUUAGUUAAAUUAAACUAUCCUUCAAAAGACACACCAUUUAUUGAAAUUACACCAGUAGAAUCGUCAGAACGAAUGGAUCACGAAGAACUCAAUCAAGGUAAAACUGCAAAUGAAAACUCUGAAAAACCAUCCAUACAGAAGAAUGAAACUGGAUCUUUGCUGGGUAGAGGAGGCUCUGACGUUAACUCAUAUUCAAACCCAACGUAUGCAACUGUGAAUCAAAUAAAUCAAACGUCGACAAAUACGACCUAUCAUUCCACAAGUGAUAAUGAUUAUAAUAAUCCAAACGCAUUAGAUAUUGGUGAUGAUAAAUCGAACGAUAAAUGUCCAGUAUGUUACAUGAUAUUUCCAUCGACCAUGUCAACAGCUCUUCGAACAAUUCACGUGGACAAACAUUAUGAAGAUAAUUGA
Messenger RNA from Rotaria sordida, 597 nucleotides. The record is from the annotation of a GenBank genome assembly. Lineage: Eukaryota; Metazoa; Rotifera; Eurotatoria; Philodinida; Philodinidae.